CGCACACACACUCCAUACCAGUACACAUAACAUUAUUAGCUACCACUUAUUCACUUCCUCCUUUAUAUCUCAUUUCCCACAUACUUUUCAUCUCACAAUUAUUUCAAUUCCCAUCAUCACUCUGACACACCUCUCCCCUAACUCACUUCCACAAAUGGGACAAAAGAAGUUCAGAGGAGUUCGUCAACGCCACUGGGGUUCCUGGGUUUCCGAAAUACGUCACCCUUUACUGAAGAGAAGGGUGUGGCUAGGGACAUUUGAAACAGCAGAAGAAGCGGCGAGGGCGUACGACGAGGCUGCCAUUCUGAUGAGCGGCCGGAAUGCCAAAACUAAUUUUCCGAUCGUCAAAACGGAGUCAUGUAAUAAAACCGACGGUGGGUCACUACCAUCAUCAUCAUCGUCUUCGGCUACCACUUCUGCUCUUUCAGCAAUGCUAAGUGCGAAGCUUCGCAAAUGUUGCAAGUCGCCGUCGCCGUCACUGACCUGUCUCAGGCUGGAUACAGAGAGUUCGCAUAUUGGGGUGUGGCAGAAAAGGGCGGGAGUUCAUUCAGAUUCUAACUGGGUGAUGACAAUGGAGCUUGGGAAGAACAUGGGGAUCAAUCAGAAGGUCGAAGGAGAAACAGGUGAUACUCCGACGACAAUGGGUGUCCCGGAGACGGUGGCCUCAGCCACCGGAGGCGGAAGGUAUUGUAGUACUAGAAGCAGUGAGGAAGAGGAUAAGAUUGCAUUGCAAAUGAUUGAGGAACUUCUCAACACAAAUUAGCUAGUGGACCUACCUACAUAUAGAAUAAAUAUGACAUAUACUGUAACUAGUCUUCAUUACAUGAACUACUCCGUACCUUUCUUUUCACCCCAUCUGUCGUUAUUAUGGAUAAAAUACAAUCUAUUUUGUCUUUU
Molecule: messenger RNA, 897 nt
Organism: Lactuca virosa
Lineage: Eukaryota; Viridiplantae; Streptophyta; Magnoliopsida; Asterales; Asteraceae
Source: the annotation of a GenBank genome assembly